AAUCAUAAUAUUAUUAUUUUAUUAUUAUCACGAAUACAUUUUACGUUUUUUUUUUUUUUAUGUUUCAUAAUAAUUAUUAAUUAUUGAAUAAGUACAAUAACAUUGAUUCGAAGUUAUCACUGUGGACUAAGUACAGAAGAUCGAAGAAUGAGCCACCUACCUGCUGUCUGUGUAGUACUAGUUACGUGAUCGCGAUUAUUUGCAUAAUAAUAUCUUGAAGGUUUGGAGUAUGAAAAUUCCAACAUCUCUUCAAUCGUGCAUUUUCGUUCUCAUGUACCUAUUAUUUUGAUUGAAACCUGAGUGGUACACCAUACCAUCUCGCCAACCACAGCAGCUCGUUUAGGUGACUCUUCUUUUUUCAAAAGUUGAGAACGAUUUAAACAUCUAGCAAUAUGGAGAACAGUAACAAGAGACCAUUAGAAGAUGGAUGUCAAUAUUCGCAUACAGAAACAAAGAAACCUAAAGCAUCUCAGGUCACAUCAACAACAUCACAUCCUAAAUCAUCCAAGGAAAUUGUUGGUUUUCAAGAUUUAUCUGAUGAUGUUAUCAUGUAUUUAUUUAAAUAUCUAUCACAUGAUAAUCUUGCUAAAAUGGCACUAAUAUGUCCUAAUUUGUUAAGAAUUAGUCAUGAUUGGACUUUAUGGAAAAAACCAAGAUUUGAAAAGUUUGAAAAAUCCAUGGAAGACAUAUACUUAAGCUACCUAAAAGAAGAUACCACUGAAUUGUCUAUAUCGUGUAAUGAUGUUCCAAGUCCUGAUUAUUCAGUUUCUCACAAAUUUUUAAUACAAUUAGAAACAAAAUGCCCAGAAUUACAACAUUUAACAUUAACAAAUCAAGUCUUUGAUGCUGGUGAAAUAAGUGUAAAGAUUUUACAUCGGAAAUUAAAAAUGUUGACAAUUGAUAACACGACUAUUGAAAACAUUCCAGAUAGCUCCUCAUAUUUAUGUGGUAUAAACAAUGCUUGUCCAGAUCUAGAGAGAAUUAUAAUGACAAACAAUGAUUGGUUUUUGCCAAAUUGUUUAUAUGCAUUAGCCAAGCUAGAACGUUUGCACUACUUAAGUCUCGCAGGUUGCAAACAGUUUAAGGACUGUAUUCCAUAUGCAAGUAUUACAGCCAUAACUGGAUUUAAAUCUUUACAGACACUCGAUUUGCGUUUUACUCCAGUAAGUGAUCAUGAACUUGUAUGUUUUCAAAGAUUAACAACUUUGAAAAACGUUCUUUUGGAAAGUCCUUCUUAUAUGAAUCAUGAAAGAGAUGCAACAAUUACUGAUUUGGGUUUGGCAGGAUUCUGUACUGCUACUUUUGAAUUCCAUUAUCCAUAUAUACAAAUUUUGAUUGAUAGACGCGGUGGAGUGAACUUGAGAAGAGUUCAUGAAAGGAAUGGUAAUGUUGAUAGAUGCAGCAUUGAAACUUUAUGUGUACGUAACUAUCCCAAAGUAACUGAUGCAUUUUUGAAAACUGCUGUCAGAACUUGCCCAUAUCUGAAAUCUUUAGAUAUAACUGGCUCAUGUUGUACUUCAGAGGAAAUUGAAUAUUAUAAAGCAAACAGACCUAGUACAAAGGUAAUAUGCUAAAAAGACUGAGAAAUUAUAUAUAUGUUGACAUAUAGGGUAAUAUAUUGUUGUGUGAAGUAAGUUAAAAAGGGAAGUUAGAUAUGUUCAAUCCUUAUAUAUUUUGUGUUAUAUAAAACUCUUAUAACUAAUUCUACAGUAUAUUAAUAUUAAUAAACUAGUUUAAAAUUAAAUUAAUUUGUGAAGAUAAAUAAUUUAUUAUUUAUAUUUGUUAUCUUAUUCCUUAUAACUCAUGAAAAGAGUUUAAACUUAAAACUAAAUUAAAAUUCAGAA
Molecule: messenger RNA, 1844 nt
Organism: Melanaphis sacchari
Lineage: Eukaryota; Metazoa; Arthropoda; Insecta; Hemiptera; Aphididae
Exons: 9
Coding region: 393-1574 (393 amino acids)
Biological process (GO): SCF-dependent proteasomal ubiquitin-dependent protein catabolic process
Cellular component (GO): SCF ubiquitin ligase complex
Molecular function (GO): protein binding
Source: RefSeq, a predicted model, not a curated record